This is a messenger RNA of Planococcus citri (citrus mealybug), 2197 nucleotides long. RefSeq names its product V-type proton ATPase subunit Vha44 (gene Vha44). NCBI's taxonomy places the organism in Eukaryota, Metazoa, Arthropoda, Insecta, Hemiptera, Pseudococcidae. Gene Ontology annotation, molecular function: proton-transporting ATPase activity, rotational mechanism. Bases 172 to 1332 code for a protein of 386 amino acids. The transcript is spliced from 9 exons. Gene Ontology annotation, cellular component: vacuolar proton-transporting V-type ATPase, V1 domain; lysosomal membrane. The record is from RefSeq and is a predicted model, not a curated record. Gene Ontology annotation, biological process: proton transmembrane transport.
GACAUGACAUUUUUUUGACAUAAACACAACAUAAGCAUAACACUGUUACAGAUGGGAGUGAUUAUUUUUCUUAUAUUUUUUCAAAACGAUUUAUGUGAGAAUUAAUUUAUUUUACAAAAAUAAGUGAAAUUUAGGUCAAUUAACGAUAGAGUUUCAUAGCGUGCUCCAAUCAUGUCUGAAUUCUGGUUGAUAUCAGCUCCAGGAGACAAAACUUGUCAGCAGACGUGGGAUACUUUGCACAAUGUCACUGCUGUACAGAACAAUUUGUCUAAAAAUUAUAAAUUCCAGAUUCCAGAUCUCAAGGUGGGUACCUUGGAUCAAUUGGUAGGUCUUUCUGAUGAUCUUGGAAAACUGGACACUUAUGUUGAUCAAGUUACGCACAAAGUGGCUUUAUACCUUGGUGAAGUAUUGGAAGAUCAACGAGAUAAGCUUCAUGAAAAUUUAAUGGCGAAUAAUUAUGAUUUGGCUACGUACUUGAUGAAAUUUCAGUGGGACUUCGCCAAAUACCCUAUUAAACAAUCUUUACGUAAUAUUGCUGAUAUAAUCAGUAAGCAAGUUGGUCAAAUUGAAGCCGAUUUAAAGACCAAAUCUACCGCCUACAAUAACCUUAAAAGUAGUUUACAAAAUAUGGAAAAGAAACAAACUGGCAGUUUACUUACGCGGAAUUUAGCUGAUUUAGUGAAAAAAGAACAUUUCAUUCUUGAUUCUGAAUAUUUGACUACUCUGCUAGUCGUAGUUCCGAGAAACGGUAUGAACGAUUGGAAUCAAAAUUACGAAAAACUUACCGACAUGAUCGUACCUCGUUCGAGUCAAAUGAUAUUCACUGAUCAAGAUUACGCGUUAUAUACUGUUACAUUGUUCAAAAAAGUAGUUGCCGAAUUCAAACAUCACGCCAGGGAACGCAAAUUUAUCGUAAGAGAAUUCUCUUACAAUGAAGAGGAAUUAGCCGCCGGCAAACAUGAAAUAACAAAAUUAGUGACAGACAAGAAAAAGCAAUUUGGCCCUUUGGUUCGUUGGCUGAAAGUAAAUUUCAGCGAGUGUUUUUGCGCUUGGAUUCAUGUAAAAGCUCUGAGAGUAUUUGUCGAAUCCGUCUUGAGGUACGGACUUCCAGUAAAUUUCCAAGCAAUGUUAUUACAACCCAAUAAGAAAAAUACUAAAAAACUGAGGGAUGUUUUGCAACAACUUUACGGUCAUUUAGAUAGUAGCGCUCAAGCGGGAGCUCAAGGCAGCCACGAUAGCGUCGAUAUACCAGGUUUAGGAUUUGGCCAAUCAGACUACUAUCCAUAUGUUUAUUAUAAAAUCAAUAUUGAUAUGGUGGAUUCUAAAGUAUGAUCGGAUAUCAUUUAGUAGCGGUUACCAUUAUUUAGGAAUUAUUAUAUGUAAUUGUAUACUCUUUCCUUUACAUAAAAUACUAAAAUUUUGAAUGCAUUUUUCAAAAAAAAAAAAAAAAAAAAAAUUAAAAAUUGUCUAUAAAAAUCUGUUUUAAAAAAAAUAGAUUAGAAAAUUUUCUUCUUUGCUUAGUACUAGCUACGAUGUAUGAUUCAACGUAUUGACGCCAAUGCGCCAGUAAAAGUCGAACGAAUAUUAUAACGUUGUUAUUGUUGUUAUUGUUAUGUGAUUUCCAUCCUUCAUUUUAAUCUAUUUAUUCUUUAGUUGAUACUAUUUUAAAACUUAUACCAUUGUUUUUCACUAAAAUGAUUUUUUUGUUUGUUGAAAAAUUCAUCUUAUUUAUUUCGAAGUUCCAAUGCUAUCUUCGAGUGAAGAAUUUUGAUGUAAUAAAACAUAAAUUAUGCUCUAAAAAUUAUUCAAAUCCAUGAGGAAUUGAAAAUUGAUUUUCUUUACGUGUAUGCUUUAUUUUGCAAUUACCAUGUAUAUGUUUUGUCAUAAUUCAUCGUAGGUUGUUAUAUAAUAAUAUGCAAUAAUUGCUAUUUUUAAGUGUAAUUUUCAGUACCUUGGGAAAAAAGGUAUUUUUGUACGUCAAAAAUGUGUAUAAUGAAGAUUGAUUCUAAAACGAUGUAAACGAGAUGUUGAAAUUUUUGCAGAAAUAAGUAUAUACCUACUUGAAAUUUACAAUUUCUACGGCAGUUUGUGUAUAAUUUCACCCAGAAUAAUUUUUAAUUUACGGAAAUCAUACUGUUGUAAACAUUCCAUUUGUAUAUCAUUUAUCGAUUUAAAAAAAUAAAUUGUUUAUUUUAAA